AUGGCAGCAGCUGCCAUUGAUGCCUUCUUUGACAACGACUUGCUUCACGCAACUUCACUCUUUAUGAAGAAGGCGAAAGGCUCUUUCGGCCUAUGCGUCACUUGCUCCCUGGACGCCGAUCGACAAAUGAUCAUAGCAGCGCGAGGGCAAACGAUGUCCAUGGCAUUCUAUCCUCAGAGUGGAAUGGUGCUCUAUGGUUCAGAACAGGCAGCAAUGAAGGCUGCCGUAGGAGUGAGGCUGCCUGGGAAAGAGGAAGAAGAAGACGAGGACAGCACAGUGUCACUGCCAAAGGCGUUGCCCCCGAGAAGAUUUUCAAAGGAUCUCUCCCCUACGAAGCACUAUGUGGAAAUUAAUGGCGUGACUGGGUAA
This is a messenger RNA of Durusdinium trenchii, 369 nucleotides long. The record is from the annotation of a GenBank genome assembly. NCBI's taxonomy places the organism in Eukaryota, Dinophyceae, Suessiales, Symbiodiniaceae.